Messenger RNA from Erigeron canadensis, 831 nucleotides. RefSeq lists its product as uncharacterized. The transcript is spliced from 2 exons. Bases 1 to 831 code for a protein of 276 amino acids. Gene Ontology annotation, molecular function: nucleic acid binding. The record is from RefSeq and is a predicted model, not a curated record. NCBI's taxonomy places the organism in Eukaryota, Viridiplantae, Streptophyta, Magnoliopsida, Asterales, Asteraceae.
AUGGACUUUAUUACCAAACUCCCCAAGACGCCCAAACAUCAAUUUGAUUCCAUUUGGGUGAUUGUAGAUCGAUUAACUAAAAGUUCCUUGUUUUUGCCCAUCCGGGAGUCAUCAUCUUCCGAAGUUCUAGCCGAUAUAUAUGUGAAGGAAGUUGUAGCUCGACAUGGUAUUCCCGUAUCUAUUGUUUCGGAUAGAGAUACUCGAUUUACAUCCUAUUUUUGGAGGAAGUUUCAUGAAGACAUGGUGGGCCAACGGGAAUUAGGAGGAACCGAUGUCGUUCUUGAAACUACGCAAAAGAUAGACGAGAUUCGUGAAAGACUUAAGGCGGCUCAAGAUAGACAAAAGUCGUAUGCCGAUAUUAGAAGAAGGCCCAUUGAGUUUGAGGUUGGUGAUCGAGUUAUGUUAAAGGUAUCUCCAUGGAAGGGUUUGCUACGAUUUCGCAAACGUGGAAAGUUGAGUCCACGGUUCAUUGGCCCGUUUCGGAUUUUAGCACGAGUUGGCAAAGUGGCUUACCAAUUGGAGUUACCUGAAGAGUUAUCUCGUAUUCAUAACACUUUUCAUGUAUCACAACUCCGAAAAUGUCUUGUCGAUGAUGCAACGUGUGUUCCAUUGAAUGAAAUUGAACUAGACAAGAAGUUAACUUACGUUGAGGAACCGGUUGCUAUUGUAGAAAAAGAAUUGAGAAAGAUAAACAAUAAGACGGUACGAACUUUCAAGGUACUAUUGAAGCACCAUAAGAACUCCGAGUAUACGUGGGAAACGGAGAUGACAUGUUGGUGUACUAUCCGUCUUUGCACAUGGCAUAGAUCACGGGGAUGUGAUCGAUUCUGA